Molecule: messenger RNA, 3191 nt
Organism: Coniophora puteana RWD-64-598 SS2
Lineage: Eukaryota; Fungi; Basidiomycota; Agaricomycetes; Boletales; Coniophoraceae
Product: DUF221-domain-containing protein
Exons: 10
Coding region: 1-2748 (915 amino acids)
Cellular component (GO): plasma membrane
Molecular function (GO): calcium-activated cation channel activity
Source: RefSeq, a predicted model, not a curated record
AUGAGCCGAAUAAACGCGGAACGUGGCCGGCUCGUGGAUAAGUCGUCAUCCGACGUCUCAAGCGCGUCGUCGGCAACAACGUCGACGUUCUUGACAGCCCUUGUCUUUAACGGUGCCGUAUUCGCCAUCGAGGUUGCAGCUUUCACUCUAUUACGACCCUACUUCAAGCAAAUCUACGAACCCCGCUCCCUCUCCCCCUCCAAAGAUGAACGUGUAAAGCCCUUCAAGUCAGGCAUGUUCACCUGGCCGAUUCACAUCUUCACCGCAGACUAUCGCGAUGUCCAGAAACACAAUGGAACCGACGCCUACUUCUUUGUCCGCUUCCUGCGCCUCAUGGUUCGCAUUCUCUUGCCCAUCUGGGUCAUCUCAUGGGCUGUCCUUCUGCCUAUCACCUCCGUGCGCACAAGCGUUCCUGGCAACGACGGGCUCAACCAGUUUUCAUAUGGCAAUGUCGCAACUGACGAUAGCCCCCGCUACGCUGCUCACCUUGUCCUCGUCUAUAUCUUCACCUUUUGGAUAUUCUGGAACAUUAAGCGCGAGAUGGCAAACUUCGUUACCGUCCGCCAGCUCCACCUCAUAAGCGAGAAGCACGGCAAGACCGUCCAGGCCAACACCGUUCUUGUAACCGGAAUUCCUGCGAGAUUCUUGUCUGAGGGCGCGCUCCUCAAGAUGUACUCGGCUCUGCCAGGAGGUGUCAAACGAGUCUGGUUGAACCGUGACCUCAAGGACCUCCCGAGCAUCUAUGACCGCCGUCUCAGCGCAACCAGCAAGCUCGAAUCUGCGGAGACCAGUCUAAUCCUCACCGCUGCCAAGCUAAAGGCCAAGGAGGCCAAGAAGACAGAAAAGUCUGGGGAGGCGGUAUCGCAGCAGGGCCUCGUUGACGCCGAGCGUGACGUCACUCUCGCAGAGAAGCUUGUUCCAGAUAACAAGCGCCCGACACACCGCCUGCCCGUCGGCCCGAUGCCGUUCUCCUUGCCGUGCAUGGGUCAGAGCGUCGACACGAUCGAAUGGUGUCGCGAGGAGAUCCGCACGUGCAACGAGCUCCUCCAGAAGGGCCGCGACACGAUUGGGCAUGAGAAUCUCCCUAUGCCUGAAGACACCAACGGCGACGGCCGCAUCGAUGCCGAGGACCGCCCGGACCAGACGUACCCGCCGCUGAACUCGGCGUUUAUCACGUUCAAUCACCAGCUGGCGGCGCACAUGGCGGCGGCGUCGCUGAACCACCAUGACCCGUACCGCAUGACCGACAAGUUCCUCGAGGUGUCGCCUGAGGACGUUAUCUGGAGCAACCUUGGUCUCAACCCGUACGAGCGCCGGAUCCGGAUGCUUAUCAGCUAUGGUGUCACUGCUGGAUUGAUUAUUCUUUGGGCUUUCCCUGUCGCCUUCGUUGGUAUCGUCUCGAACAUCAAGGGACUCUGCCAGAAAGCAUACUGGCUCGCGUGGCUUUGCAAGAUCCCCCCCGAAGUUCUCGGAAUUAUCCAGGGUAUCCUUCCCCCGGUCCUGCUCGCAGUCUUGAUGAUGUUGCUCCCUAUUAUCCUGCGCCUUCUUGCCAAGUUCGAAGGCAUUCCGACCCGGACUGGGCUCGAGCUUAGCUUGAUGACGCGCUUCUUCAUUUUCCAGGUUAUCCACUCGUUCUUGAUCGUGACCCUGUCCUCGGGUAUCAUCAGUGCUCUCCCCGGACUUCUCUCGAACCCAACAUCUAUUCCCGCCCUUCUGGCCCAGCAUCUACCCGGGGCUUCUAUCUUCUUCCUGACCUACAUACUCCUCCAAGGAUUGUCGGGUGUUGCUGGCGGCUUUUUGGCGAUUGUGCAGCUCGUUCUGUACUACGUCAAGUUGUUCAUUCUUGGCAGCACUCCCCGCUCAGUGUACAACAUCAAGUACGGUCGUCGCUCGGUUGCCUGGGGGACACUCUUCCCUGGCAUCACCCUGCUGGUUGUGAUCACAUUGGCCUAUUCCAUCAUUGCUCCUAUCAUCAACGGUCUCUCGUGCGCGAUGUUCUUCAUGUUUUAUCUAUUGUACAAGUACCUCUUCUUGUACCAGUACACUCAAUCCCCUGAGAGUGAUACCGGUGGUCUCUUCUUCCCCAAGGCGAUUCAACAUAUGUUCGUCGGCCUGUACAUCCAACAGCUGUGCCUUUGCGCACUGUUCUUCUUGGCACAGAACAGCAACAAAAAGCCCGCUGCGGUCCCUGAGGGCGCGCUCAUGGUUGUUCUUAUCGCAUUCACUGCGAUGUUCCACGCUAUGAUCAACCAGUCGUACGGCCCGCUCCGCCACUUCCUCCCGCUCUCCAUCGCCGACCGCUGCUACCGCGCUCCCGAGCUCACCGACACUGCCUCCCUCUCCGAGAAGCAGGCCGCUGCCCAGGCUCACGCGGAGAACGACGCCGACGGCGCCGGUCCCUCGUCGCUGCCCAGCUCUCCCGUCAUCGCCGACAAGGAGGGACCCACCAAGGGCACCGCGGCCGGCUCGUCGCAGGAGGCGAUCACCCGCCCCAGCGCGGACUCGACCGGCAGCCGGCGCGCGUUCGUGGACCCGCACACGGGCGCCGUCGACUACGGCUUCGCGCACCCGGCCAUCUCGCGUCCGCAGCGGAUCGUGUGGUUCCCGCAGGACCGGCUCGGGCUCGCGGCCGAGGAGGUGCAGGCGAACGCGGCGGCCGAGGUGGGUGCGAGCACGGACGGGGCGGUGGUCAAUGAGAAGGGGCAUGUGGAGAUUAGUGCGCCGCCGCCUGAUGAGGGGCGGGUGUGAGUGCUGGGUUUUCUGAGCUCUGAGCUUGUCAGAUUCAGAACAAAGAGUCUUGACUAUAUUUACAUUUUCUUCAUUUUCUUCAUCUUGCUCGUUGUGCUUGUGCUUGCAACGUCAACACUCGCUGUGUUCAUUGACAUUACACCCAAGCGUGUUGUCGUGCAUAAUUCUCCACUGAUUCUUUGACAAUCAAUAUACUGUACAAACACGCUUAGCUUCAUCGCUGAAUCGCCGUCGUCGCUUUCCAUUGUUACUUCAUAUACCCGACGAAAAUGUAAUGCACUCCUUAGCUGUUUCCCCCAAAACCACCAUUGACCACCUACUGUAUAGUUAGUCUUCUACCUUGCGGCCCUUGCCUGCCUGCCUGUUUGGAUUCUUUUUACCACUUUUUAGCAUCGUCCAAAUCAACAGUAACACAUCUUCUCGAGAUCGGACCUUGAUUUACG